Molecule: messenger RNA, 1416 nt
Organism: Fusarium subglutinans
Lineage: Eukaryota; Fungi; Ascomycota; Sordariomycetes; Hypocreales; Nectriaceae
Product: finger AZF1
Exons: 3
Coding region: 1-1416 (471 amino acids)
Biological process (GO): regulation of transcription by RNA polymerase II
Molecular function (GO): DNA-binding transcription factor activity, RNA polymerase II-specific; RNA polymerase II cis-regulatory region sequence-specific DNA binding
Source: RefSeq, a predicted model, not a curated record
AUGAUGGAAUCUCCACACCUGAUUCCUUUUGACUCUCGAGCCACCACUACAGGUCCUCUCCAACGACCUCUCAUGGCACCUUACAUGGUUCAACCUCCCUACAGUUCAGGUCCAGUGAACAACCUCACGGCACCUCACUACCAGGUUCCCAACCCUUACCAAUUUGGAGGAUAUCAAGGCCCGCCUACGCCUCCCCACCAUUCAACGCCUUUCAAAAUAGAAUACAAUGACCGCCGACCUAUGGGACAUGAUAACGACCACGGUCGAAUUCCAUCUUAUUCACGGGAGAUGAAGUACACAUAUGCCGAGCAAGCACCUUCCCCAGCACGGAGCGAUUCACAAGCCUCGACUGUCAGAUCCUCGGGCACCAACCCAUCUAUGGGCUCAAAGACCAUCACCUCCAACGAAACUCUCAACCCUGGUGACCAGAUCAGCUUCGAAACAGAAGUAGAUGAGCUGAUGAAAGCCAUCCAACGCAAGGCAGACCCGCAAGUCGAUACAGUGCAGCAGCCACUCACUCCUGGGAUGUCUCCUGUCUCCGAAGCAAGCUUUGAGAGUCAGGGAACACCAGGCCCUAUGGACAACAAGAUAGCUCGAAAGAGAUAUCGCUGUGAUGGCCCCAAUUGCCAGAAGAGUUUCACCCAAAAGACUCAUCUCGACAUUCAUCGCCGGACACACACUGGCAUCAAGCCAUAUAACUGUGACUUUCCUGGCUGCGACCUGACCUUCUCUCAACUUGGCAACCUCAAGACUCAUAGACGUCGUCACACAGGCGAACGCCCCUUUGCUUGCGACAAGUGUGAUCGCCACUUUGCUCAACGCGGCAACCUUCGCGCCCACCUACAGACUCACCAAGGCCUCAAGCCCUUUGUUUGCAUUCUCGACGAUUGUAACAAGACAUUCUCACAACUUGGAAACAUGAAGACACACCAAAACAACUUCCACAAGAAGACACUCAAGAAGCUCACAAUGAAGUUCGCCAAAAUCAUUGCCUCGGGUGAGGAAGUCACCGAAGCCGAUCGCGAGCUUUUUGAAUACUUCGCCACGCACUACAAGAACAGCAACAAAGGGAUCAAGGGAAGAGGAAAAGCUCGCACGGUUGCUGACCGUAAGACCAAGGCAUCCCGGUCUCCUCCUGCCAACACCAUGACAGCUGUGCCCCAAUAUCCUCUUCCUCAAAUUGCCUCAACACCAGUGACUCCUCACGGACUCCCUGUAUCGGGCAGCCUCGCUUCCUACAGUGUGACUCGAGGCCAGCCCACUCCUAUCAACCACAUGCCCCGCCAGACUCACAAUGGCGGCUAUGAGGUUUAUGACAUGCAUGGUCAUCACCACAUCCAGCCACCGAACAACAACGGCAUGCUAUAUGAGACCGGUAACACGCGUGAAAUGGGCUACCAUGGGCGCAUGUAUUGA